AUGGUCCUAAAGGCAUCGGAGCUUAAACAGUGCCCCGUGGACAGUUGGAAGAAUUAUGGUAUCGAUCACACCCAGUUAAAGUUGGACAUCGCCAAAUUAGUCAAGAUAUUGGCAAGUAUCCAUGAGAGUUACCAGUCAAAAGUAUCACAACUCCUCAAAUCAUCUUCGAAAGCUUUGAUCAAUAACCCUGCUAUUUUUGAUGACUCUUUGGCCUCAGUCUCUAAUUUGAAUUCAAAUGCCCAAACCUGUCAGUUCAAACGUGACUCUCAGGAGAACGAGGAUGUGAUGAGCAGCUCUUUUAGUUCAUCAAGCACCAAUUCUAGCUAUAACUUAUCUAGUAUAAGCCUAAGCAAUGGAGAUGAUGAAGAGCAAUUUGAUGAAGAGGGCGAAGUCGAUGAGCUCAAGGCUAUCGAAAGAUCAGUAAUUCUUCAGGACAAGUUGAAACAGUUGACUGAAUCGUAUAAGGAGCAGAAAACCAAGGCGGUGAUGCAAUUUCUUAGUUCGUUCGUCAAAGUAUUGAAGACAGUUGAUCUAUUCAUCAAUUUGAAAUAUCUCGAAUUGGUCAAGAAUUUUCAAUCCAAUAGCAACAACUUCAAAAGAAAUCAUAAGAACAUUAUCACGGAAGUGAUCAAUAUCAAUAAAAAGCUCAGUGAGUACCACAAAAAUUUAUAUCUUGAGACAAAGGCCAAUAAUUCCUUUUUAUCGGAGCUAAAUGAAAUCAAGAACAAUCCAGACAUCAAUGAUGGUAAUGGCAAUAAUCAAGGCAUCCCAUGCUUGAAUACUGAAGGUAUUAAAUUAUUGAAUUUGGACGUGGUAGCGAGGAAUUUGGAAACUAUCAAUAAUAAUAAUACCAAGCUACAUAAUAAAGUCGAUGAGUUCAAAAAUGACCUAUUCUUAUCAUUGAAAAAAUUCAUUCAUUUCCAAAAAUCGGUGUUGUUUCAUGUAUGUUAUUUUUUAAACAAGUCAAUUCUUAAGCUGAGCAAAGUUGGAAAAUAUUACCAUUCUUCUGAAAACAAUGAUUUGAAUGAUAGUGAUGAGAGUUUGAUAAAUUAUGUUGAUGCACUUUAUCUUGUAACCGGGAGAACCCAACUUAGAAGUGAUAGCUUUAAUGUUCCUUCAGCCAACGAUAAUAAUACCAAUAUAAUAAUAGACCAAAAUUUUUUGAAGAACUCUCAAUCAGAUUUAUUAUUAUCCUUUGAUGAACGUUAUGACAUUUUUAAAACAAUUUUUGAAAACUUUUUCGGGGUUGCUGAAUUUGACGAGGCUAUCAUUACACAAAUCGUUGGUUGUACAGUUUAUGAGCGCGAGUUUAUGUAUUUCGGAAAAAUUAACACAAGUUUGCUGAAUGAUACAGUCAUUUGCAUUGAUGCGCCAACUACUAGUCCCAAGGAUGCUUCCAAUCCGCUCUUGAACGUUGAAACUCCUCUCAAUACUAUACCCUUAGUUCAUGAUUCCUUCUUAACCUUAGUUUCUCUCUCAUCAUCGGCCAUGAAAUUUUGGACCCUUGAUCUCUCAAGCGCAUAUCUUGUAAUUCACGAAAUCCUACGAAUUUCAAGUUUGAAUUUUGGAAUUUAUGACUCAAUACUGGAAUUAGCUCGAUGUGUAUUUGACCAACGUGGAUUGGUGUACAAUACAAACCAAUUGAACUAUAUGUAUCAACUUAAUAACUUGGGAAAACACUUGAUUCCUGCUGACCAAUUACGCUUGUUGGCCAUAGGUAAUGAGUCAAAAUCGAGGAUUAAUGAAUCAGAAUUUGAUGUGGCAUCGACAAAAUGUGGGAAUUCAGCUUGGUUCUUAGUAUCAAAUCAAUAUAUUUAUGAGGUGCGGUUUUUGUUAGAUUCCAUGUUUCAAAAAAUUGGCCACACAACAGGGGAUGUUGCCGAGCAGCAAGAAAGAAUUGGUCAAUUAAUAAAGAAAAUUAUGAAUACUUUUGGCUCCAAACUGAAUGAAGAGGAAAACUUUGAUGGAAACAAGGUUGAAUCCAAAAAAUAUAUGAAAGCUAACAUUAUUAAUGAUAAUAAAAGAGAAGAAAAAGAUUCACGACUUGACGCUGAUGAAUGUUUAUCAGGGAGCCCUCAGAUGUGCUACUUCUUUCACUCUGAAAUACAAUCUAAUCAUUUGGGUUCUUCAAAACCAGUAUACGUGUAUGAUUCCUCAUUAGACAACUCAAUCUUGGCGAUGGGGACCAGUGGGUUUUUAGGAAAAGUUUCUGAUAUUCGAUUGGAUCGCCAAGUAUUGAAAUUGUUGAACACUCCUGAUCUUGCCAAAAAAUUGCUUGAUGCUCAAGAUCUCACACUGAUCACUCAGGAAAUCAAUGAAUAUUUCCAUGGUGAUAAGGCCAAGUUUAAAGAGUUUCAGCAGUUAUUCAAUCAACAAGUUUACAAUUAUUCAUGUUUCCAGACUACGAAAGAGCGUUACAAUUACAAGUUGAAACACCCGAAACUUGAUGACAUUGCAAAUUUCUACAUGACUCUAUAUUGCAAUGUUAAGUUUCAGGAUGAGCGAAGUUCUUUGGACCACAAGAAAAAUACUUGUCUCUUUGGUUAUUCUUUGCUCGAAAUCAACUGGGACACUGAUGUUCAAUUUGAUGAUAUUAUCAAAACUUUAGUGAACUCCAACUAUUUGUAUGAAGUUCCUAGUUUUAGUCCUUUUAUUUAUUCACUAUUGGUAUUUGGCGUCGUGGGUGGAAAUGGAGACCAGCAAGAGGAAAAUGUUGUUUACAAAGAUGGAAAUGAAGAACUUGUUUACGAUUUAGAUUGGUUCCAUAAAAUUACUAGUCGGAAGUUCAAGUUGGAUGCAGUGAUUGAAAACCGACUAUUCAGAACAAAUCAAAAGAAAGAUCUUAUGGUGAAGCUUCAACGCGAACAACAAAAACUGUUGGAGGGACAUGGAUCAUUGGAUGCAAACAAGCAGCGAUUCAACAGAAUUUCUUCUCUUGAUAGACGUCAUCCAAACCAGAUUGGCAAGCAGCGGUACUGGAACGAAUUUGAUGACAAUCCAGAAGAAUGGGGUAGUGGAGGUUUUGAUGUGAAUAAUGGGUUCUACCAGGAUGAGCCUCGCGGUAUAUUGAUAUCUGAAUCGAUUAUUGAUUUUUUAUUGAAUUUGUCAACAAGUAUUAGCACAGGAAUCACCUCUUUGCAAUCGUCAAUCAGUAAGAAGAUAAACAAAACCGGUAAUAAUAGAGUAUCAGUUUAUAAUGAACAGGAUUCUUUGUUGCCAGGUCAUGGCGACUACGGAAGAAGCCUGGCCAGUACUCAUGAUAUGUACAGUGUUUCUGAUAAUUCAGACGAGGAACAAUCUAUUGGUGCUGGAAUGUACGGGUCGGCUAACGGUAACAAUGGUUAUGGAUCCGUGAGUAAUAAUUAUCAUUCCAAUAAGUUGCAUAAUGAUAACGACAAUACCAAUAUCCAUAGAUCAUUUGCUGACCCUGAAUUAGAAAGAGCGCAUAACCAUGAUAUCAUUGCCACAUUCUUGUAUUUUGUCUUACCUACAAUUGCAGCUAUUAUCACCGGUUCAUCUCUCGGAAUAAAUUACUCAAUAAUCUUGAAUCCAGAUUUUGAAUACUCCCACACGUCAUAUCUUUUGAUCAUGUUUCUGUUGGUGUUUGGCUUGAUAAUAGCGUUUUUCCUUGUGACAAUUUCCAUUAUCUUCUUGGCUGGUAGAAUUUAUCCAGCUCCAUUACAUCACUAUGUAUGGGUUUGGCUGGUGUUUAUUGCGGUGGUAUUGGCAAAUUUGAUGGUUAUUACCGAAUUUGUGGAAGUUUAG
This is a messenger RNA of Saccharomycopsis crataegensis, 3765 nucleotides long. It is a transcript of the gene VTC5, whose product is annotated as Vtc5p. The record is from RefSeq and is a predicted model, not a curated record. Bases 1 to 3765 code for a protein of 1254 amino acids. The transcript has a single exon. Lineage: Eukaryota; Fungi; Ascomycota; Saccharomycetes; Ascoideales; Saccharomycopsidaceae.